Messenger RNA from Scutellospora calospora, 396 nucleotides. The record is from the annotation of a GenBank genome assembly. NCBI's taxonomy places the organism in Eukaryota, Fungi, Glomeromycota, Glomeromycetes, Diversisporales, Gigasporaceae.
AUGAGCAUAAAUAUUCUAAUUUAUCUAGUUGAAUUGCAUCAAGCUAAAGAUAAAAAAAAUCUUAGCUUUGAAAUACAUAUUACAGACUCUGAAAUUAUUGAUGAAGUUGAAAGCUUAGUUGGAAAAGGAGUAAGGUGUUCAAUUAAAAAUAUUUUAGAUUUUAUUAUACUAUCUAUGAUUAAUAAGGAUAUUCUUAAUUAUUCUAAAUCAACAUUACAUAUUUGUAUCUCUGGUAAUAGUCAAAAUAUUGAGCACAAAGUCAAACAUUAUAAAAAGUUAUAUAUAUUACAAGUCACAUUGGCUCCAUUAAUAGCAGAAUUACAUGAGAUCAAAACAGGAUUUAUUGAUCAAAAUGGAUAUAAAUGGAAAAUUGAAUUAUAUAUUUCAGCAGAUUGA